UACGCGCUGAAGUAGUGUAUGAAGAUGGCGGACGAGGAGGCCGAGCAAGACCGUGGUCUUGUGGACAGUAUCAGCAAAACAAUUGGGGAAGUCAGAAAUUUGUUGGAAGGACUACAUGAAGUUGUGAUUCGAGAAAGCGCAAACUCACCAGUUCAGUCCUCUUCUGACUAUUGUCAAGAGUUUUGUAGGACGCUCUUGGAGUUUGUAGGCCGUUGGAAGACGGAGGAAGAGCCUUUGCCUCUCGUACAGGUGUACAUGGUCGCCCUGCUCUGCUUUGCGAAGGCUUCUUCUCAUCUCUCUCUGCAAUGUGAAAGUGUUCCACUUGUGGUUGAGAGACUUUCACUGAGCUUUUUGGAACUGUUGCUCUCACUUAAGACCCUUCCAGAUGAUUUAUGGCAGUAUUUCAAGUCGUCUGUGCAGUUUGCACAUGACAAACUUCAGGAGAAUGGCAUCACCCAGCUGUCGCUACUGUGUGUCCUGAGCCAACAUGAAGGCAUUUGGAGCCACAAAGUCCUGCAAAGUAUUUUGUCAGAUGAGAAUACUGCAACAGAACAUGUGGAGAAGUUCUUGGAGCAUGAGGGCCCUGUGUUGCUGCAGAUGAGAGUGAAGCAGCUGAUAAAGGAGAAGCAGUUGGAGAAGGCUGCACUUCUAGCAAAGAUCUGCAUUGACUGUUCUGCCUUCCAAGUGAAGGGGGAUUUCAAACAGAUGUAUCUUGUCUGCCUCUGUGGCAUUUUGGAAAAAGAUCAACUCAUGGAGGAGCUUUCAAAGGAGGACUGCCACGACGCUAUAGAGAUGAUUUGCAACCUGGAAUCCGAUGGAGAUGACAGCGCAGCGUUCAGUUUAUGUUCAGCCUUUCUAACCCGUCAGCUUCUCCAAGGAGACACAUACUGUGCUUGGGAGCUCACUCUGUUUUGGAGUAAGCUGCUAAAGCGGUUAGAGCCAUCAGAUCACGCCUUCCUGGAUAGAUGCCGGCAAAUGUCAGUCUUAUCCAAAUCCGUGUAUCACAUCCUGUUCUUCAUCAAGGUCAUCCAGUCGGAGAUAACCCACAUUGGUCUACCAGUGUGUAUCGAGUUGUGUAUAAUGGCGCUACGGAUCACAUCGGAGGAUGACAAAGGAAAGGCCACAGUCUGUAAAACAAUUUCCUGUUUGCUUCCAACUGAUCUGGAAGUUAAGAGAGCAUGCCAACUAACAGAGUUUCUUCUGGAGCCCACUGUGGAUUCAUACUAUGUUGUGGAGACACUGUACAAUGAACCAGAUCAAAAACUAGAGGCGGAAAAUAUGCCUAUCCCCAACUCUCUGCGUUGUGAUCUCCUACUGGUUUUAAAGACCCAGUGGCCUUUUGACCCAGAGUUCUGGGAUUGGAAAACACUGAAGCGUCAUUGUCUGUCUCUAAUGGGUAAUGAAGCUUCUAUUGUCUCAUCCAUUGACUCUCUAAAUGAUUCUGAGAACACUGAGGAAGAAGACGACCACAUGAGUCUAAAGGACUUUAAUUAUAUACCAGACAGUAUAGUCAGUGGCACAUGUGAUCUUCAAGAUGCAGCAGACAAGAAACAGAAAAAUCGAGAAAUGAAGAAGCUGAAGGAAAAGGGCUUUGUAUCUACCCGCUUUAGAAACUGGCAGGCCUACAUGCAGUACUGUGUGCUCUGUGACAAAGAGUUUCUUGGUCACCGAAUUGUUCGACAUGCUCAGAUUCAUUUCAGCCAUGGAGUCUACACUUGUCCAAUUUGUGCUGAGACGUUCAUAUCAAAAGACACAUUCCUUCCCCAUGUAACGUCACAUGUUAAACUUUCUAGCAAGGAAAGACUGACUGCAAUGGAAACCAGCAGAGCACUGGUUAAUUCCAAAUUGGCUGCCCCUUCCAUUGCCAUAUUGAAAGCAAAAGCACACAAUGAACUUCAGAAGCUUAACAGUUCACUGAAACAAAACAUUGCUAGAGUUCAGAGGACUCAGUCUCAAGUGAAUAGAUGUGAUGUAGAAGUUAAUGAGGACAACUACAUGUGCCCAGUGGGAACAUGCAAGAGGAGCUUCAAGUUUAUCAAAAACCUCAUUGCACAUGUUAAAGGUCACGGGGAUAAUGAAGAAGCAAAAACGUUUCUUGAACUGCAGAACAACAAGGUGGUUUGCCAGUACUGUCGUCGCCACUUUGUUAGUGUAACUCACCUUAAUGAUCAUUUACAAGUCCACUGUGGUGCAAAGCCUUAUAUUUGUAUACAGUUAAACUGCAAGGCAAGUUUUCUGUCAAAAACCAAACUCCUUCUACAUAAGAAAACCCAUUCAGAUUUCAUGGCUAAAUGCAUGUUUCCAAAUUGUGGAAAAAUCUUUAAUGCCCCCUUUAAGCUCUUUGACCAUGAGUCACAUCAUUACAAAACCUUUACUUGUAAAGUUGUCGACUGUGGAAAGGUAUUUCAUUCUCAACAACAGCUAGAUUUGCAUGUAGAGAACCAUGCUAUCCAGGAUAAAGACAGUUCACCCCGUUCACCAUUCUCUGCCAAGUCACAGCCUGGUUCUUCAACUAAUGAGCAAAUACCUUCUAGUCAAUCUUCUGUUAAACAAGAACAUUCCCAGGAAAACAUCAACUCUGAUGUUUCUUGUUAUCCAAAUCCUGGAGAAUUUAUGACCAUACAAAGUUUGUUGAAGACUACCCCAGAACAUUUGGAUACCAUGGAAACAUGCCAAGUCAAACCAGACCCUCCAAAAUCACUGUUUCCAACCAGCAACAUCUACAAUUCCAAUAAUUCUCUCAUUCAGUCUGUACAUUCCCGUUUACUUGAUUCCAGCAAAGAAAACGAUGAGGUUGGCCAUCAGUCAUUAGAUCGGAAGAUUCCACCUCAAAAUGAUCCAGUACAUCCAUUUGAAGCCAGUGUUGGACAGCUUUUACAAAGUCUUCCCCACACACUCCCCAGCAAAGUAAAUACGGAUGUAAUGAAUUACAAGUCUAACCAUAACUUUAUGUUACCUAUGCUUCAAGGGCCAGCGUCUUGUAGGAGUAGUUUAGCAGUAUCAUUGCCUCGCAUUUCUUCGGAUCCAUCAGUGUCACAACCAAUACCACCAAGAAUAAACCAUCAACUAACUGAGAGCAACCAAGAGAACUUUGCGACUCCUUCAAAUGUCACAGCUCCCCCUCCAGAGCAGAGGCCGAGGUUCCACUGUGCAUUUGGAACAUGUACAAAAACCUACAGCUCUUACAGAAGUGUUUCCAAGCACAUGAGAGCAGUUCAUCCAGAAUUCUAUGAGCAAUGGAAAGUUGCCCGCACUGAAAUCAAAAUAAGCCACAUUCCAGCACUGAACACCUCAUCAGGGCCAUUGAGUUCAGUCUCCUCACUACAGAAGAAGCAGGUUAACCAUCGGGUUCAGGGAAGUGGUAUUAUUCAGCCACAUUCUUGUCUUAGCACAAGUAACACCUCUCAAUAUGGUGUCCCACAAAAUCUCCCUUCAUUCUCCCACAAUCCAAACAGUUCACUCCUAAUGGCAAGUGUUUUAAAUCCCAUUGUCCUUUCUCAGCUAGGUGCUGAUCGAAGUCCAAUAACAACACAGUCUCAACUUUCAAUGGGUCAAAACCCUGUUGCUGCUCGAAGUGAUUUUGUUCCUAACUGUAAUUCUUCCCAUGUAUUCCCAUCUAAUCAGCAUAUGAUACAUGAGAUUGAUUCAUCAAGUGCUCUUUUCCCACUUGGUAUUUCUUCAUCCUCUGUAAUGGAAUCAAAAGUUUGCCAUUCAGAGUCUUUGGACUCACUGCCUGAUAAAAGUAGAGCCCAGUCUACUACUGCUACUAUGAGCACUCAAAUAUCAAUGGAGUUGUCACAAGAAAUGGCAGCCUCUCAAACCUGUACUUCGAAGAUGCAAAGCUGUGUAGUCUCACUUUCCAAGACUCCAGAGAAAACAAAGCCAAAUCAUGAGCUGUUUGAUUUGUCAAUUUUGGAGGAAAAGCAAAGCAGAACCGUCCAGCCUAAGUAUGGCUCCGCCAUCUCUGAAAUUAAUCUUGACACUGAGAGGCAAGACAGGAAACAUGCCAGGACCAAAUGGCCUGCAAUAAUCAAAGAUGGAAAAUUUGUUUGUCGAAGGUGUUUUAGACAGUUUGAUAAUCCUCGAUCUCUUGGUGGUCAUUUGUCCAAGCGUGCAAUUUGCAAACCAUAUCAAGAAUCUGCAAUUAACACAGACUUACCGCAAUCAUUUCUUGAUCUUCUAAAUUCAGAACAAACGGUUGCCACAUCCCAGACACAAUCCUUUUACAACGGUGUUGCUCCAUAUCAGCAACCUGAAAAGAAGGUAGUUGGUUUUUCUUCAGCUUCAAAACAUUAUCCCAUUUCCCAGUAUCCUCAAAAUAACAUGCCAUCGUUUGAAAACAGUCCCUCGAAAAAUGUCAUGCUUAAGCAUCUUAUGCCUGAAUCCAGUAUGUCUGAUCAGUUUGUUCCUCCAUCGGACACCCAAACAAUGUUCCAAAACAGCUGUGCUUCUCAUGCUGCAAGUGAGCAUCUACUUGGUACCUCAGUUAUACAACAUACAGAAACUGUCCAGCUGAAGCAGAGGGUCAAUUCAUACUUUGCCGCCCAUCCUCAUGAGUCACAUGUGGAGAGGUUUCCUGUGAGUGAAUUCUCUGAUUCACUUCUUUCAGAAAUCCUCAUGGAGAACUCUGCUAGUGCUCUCCUGGGCACUACUCACAAAAUCAAAAAAACUCCUGAAUUAAUUUUUCAUGAAAGUUAUCCCUCUAAGAAAACCAUCUCGGCUCCAGAUUCCUGUUCAAACGCCAUGAAGCAAAUGUUACCCGAGUUUCAUCUUAGCCAAGCAGUAACAAGUGGUGUGCAAGCCAUGAGUCCAGUGAAGACUACUGAUAAAGAUAUCAAAAAGCGACUGCGUGAGCAGAUUUUGGCUGGUGACUUUCAACGCAGAAACAUUUGUUCUUCUGGAGAUGUGAAUCUAAAAACUUCGGGCUCAAGUUCCUACAGUCCCUCCAAUAAUUCUGGAUUUCAGAACUUGUUCUACGACGCAACAAGUCAUUCAAAACCUCAAGGUCAAGUCCUUACAGGAAGUUCUCCAGUUACUUCAGAAUCAUCUGGUAAAAUUGAAGACCUGCUGAACACCCAGAGCUUUACUGGUUUCAGAGAGACUCCCAGAAUCCUCAAAGAGCUACCAAGCCCCCCAGUUACCGCAGCAACUGAACUGGAUUCUGGAACAUCAGAGUUGUCAGCCAGCCAGCAGCAGUGGAUGACUGAAAUUCAGUGGGCAUUUGAAAGGCUUGACUUGAUGAGAGAACUUCCCGAUCAGUUGAUAACUUCAUUAAAACAAAAUGGGUUUGAAAAAAGCAGCCUACCUGUAUCCUCUAAGGUGAAAUCCCAAAAUUUCACAGGAGUCACUUCAGUUCCAUCAACAUCUGUUAAACCAUUUGCUUGUGAAGACAUUGAUUGCUCAUUUAGUUCCAUUUCUAGUGAUUCCCUAUGGAGGCAUCUCUCCAAAGCUCACAACUACACAAUUGGGAUGGUUAAGGAGGUCAAAAAAAGGUAUGGACAAUACUCUCCUUUCAAGUGCGAGAAAUGUCCGAAAGCAUUUACUCGAAACUCAAACCUUCGCAUUCAUUACCGGACAGUUCACAAAUUUUCAAAUAAAGAAAUUGCAGACCUGGAUGAAAAGCGAAAGCUGGCAAAAGCUGAAGUAUCUAAUGCAAGUCGAAAGAAGCCUGUGACCAUAAGCCAGGUUUCAUUGGCUCCAGUUACCACAGUCAACCAUACGAUUUUAGAUAACAGUGCCUGUAUACAUCCUCUCCAGGCUUCAUUGAAUCAGAAAUAUGUUCCUUCAGCUAACACAGCUGUAACUAAUCAUGAAUGUCAAGGUUAUAAUCACUGCUCAGUUAUCCAUUCCUUAAAAGCUGAUCCCUUGCAAAAUCUUGAACAAACUUCAUCUGUAAAUCAUCUGACCUUCCCAACCUCCCAGGCACCACAAGCAGGGAUGUCUACUGAACAAUGGAUAAAACAUGAAGAAAAUCUGCCCAAAGUGCAUGCAGAAAGUCUGAAUUUUCCUCUAUUCCAGAAUUUGUCUACCCUACCUCAAGCUCCACAAACUCAUGAAAAUGGCCCUUUCAAGAAGCAAACAGUGGUUAAAGAAAAUAGAAACAUUGUCAGAAAGCCUAAAGGGAAGAAGCCAAAAUCAGAAGAUGCUGUGAGUCCAUAUAGACCAUAUCGCUGCGUCCAUCAAGGUUGUGAGGCAGCUUUCACGAUCCAGCAAAAUCUGAUCCUCCACUACAGGGCUGUGCACCUGUCUGCAUUGUCAGCACUGGUGGAGAGUGAGGAACAUGCCCUGAGUGAGGAGAAUGACCAAAGUGAGGAAGCAGAUGAACUACUGCACCAUGUUAAGGAAGAGCCAGAGUCUGAGUUGCUGCAGAUUACAGAAUUCAGAUGUCAAGUCAAAGACUGCUGCUGUGUUUUUCAAGAAAUUCCCAAUCUCUUCCAGCACUAUCUGCAGUUGCAUGGAUUCACAGAUGAUGAGGUGGAAGCACUAUUGUUUGGUAUAAGACUUGGCAGGUUUGCUUGUGGUCACCAAGGCUGCACAGAAACCUUCACUGCUUUCAGAAAGUAUAAAAGUCAUGUUAAAGAGCACCAUAAAGACCUAAACCUUGCCAAACCUGAACAAUUACAAGUUUUCAAGUGUGAAAUUGAAGGCUGUGAUCGCUCUUAUGCUACAAAGUCAAACAUGCUCAGACAUAUGAUGAAAAAACAUCAGGACUUGUACGAGCUUAAACUACAAAAUAAACAAGUGGAAGAGAAGCAAAACUCAACAUCUUCACAUUACCAAUUUACCAAAAUAAGUAAUGGCAAAGAAAAUAUAGAGAGCAACAAAAAGAUCCCCCUGAGGGCUCCUGACAGGAAGAAGGUAGACAAGUCAAAAAGCAAACACUGGCUUAAAUAUGGAAAACCUUCCUUGAAGUCUAAAGUGGAUGCAUCUGCCUUGUGCACCAAGAAAUUUCACUUGCAAUAUCCUUGUAUGAUCAAAGGUUGCACAUCAGUCAUGAAGUGUGAAAAGAGCAUACUCAAACAUUACAUUGUACAUGGACUGUCAGAAAAGUACUUGGAACAGCACAGGAGUCACUUCAUAUUCUGCAAGAAGUUCUCCAGACAUAAAUUUCGUUCCAUCAGGAGUGACGACUCCAAAUCUGAGAACACUUCAGAGCAGUCGGAUGUUGAGAAAACAACAGAUGCUGUCACCGAUGAAGGAAAAUAUGAGUAUUCAAAGCCGGUCCUACGCAGAAGAAGCCCAACAGAGAUCCCCAUGACUUUGUUAAAAACUAAGUUAUCAAAAAAGAAAAGUUCUGAUGGACUUGUGGUACUAAAGCGUAAACGAGGACGACCAAAAAAAUUUGGCGGAAGUUUUGUCAAAUCUAAAAAAGUCAUUCGGCCAACCAAGACGAUGCUUGUUCAGGUCAAGGAAGAGAAGCAGACCUCCCCAAGCCUUGCAAUAGUUCCGGAGGAGACGGAGCAGAGUGUGCCUCUGGCUUCCUUUAAACCAAUGGGAUUUGAAAUGUCUUUCUUACAAUUCUUGGAAGAGACCAGAGAAUCAGAGCAACACUUAAUGAGGUCAGUUCAGGUAGAAAAUGGUGAGAGCCAAACUAGUUCAAAUAGCAAAAAGACCUGUGUUUGGUUCAGCAACCAUCAGAACUUGAAGUCACUUUGCAAAGUGAAAAUAAAACUAGAUGCAGCCUUUGAGGGUGUCAUAGAGCCCAUGUUGAAACAGCUGCAGGACAUGGACCCAGCUGUAGUGUUAGAGAGAUGUGACUGACUGCUUUUUGGAGAUGUUUUUUUUUUUUUUAAUCCAAUAACUAAAUCUCAGGAUCUGAAUCUGUUCCACAGUACUAUCUGUACAGGGUUUUUUUCAUAUUGUAAAGUGUAAAGCAUGUUCAAAUGACCUCAACUUAUGGCGUCUAAAUUAUCCCUGUGGGAAUUUGAGACAAAUGAGCUUAAUUCUGUGUAGUUUGUGAAGAUGUUGAUCAUUGCUUGUCAUGUGUAUAUAUAGAUUUAAAAAUCCCACUGCCACCAGCAGCCCCAUUAAACUUUUGUAUUAUUUUAGUUGAUUUUUUUUUUCUUUUAUAAGCCCUAAGAGCUUAAAACUUAAGUGCUGUUGCAUGUGGACCUAUAAAAUGAUUUUGUUACAUUUUUCUGAAUUAAAGUCACUUGUUAAAAUUCUCAA
This is a messenger RNA of Gambusia affinis (western mosquitofish), 8169 nucleotides long. It is a transcript of the gene znf292b, whose product is annotated as zinc finger protein 292b. NCBI's taxonomy places the organism in Eukaryota, Metazoa, Chordata, Actinopteri, Cyprinodontiformes, Poeciliidae. Gene Ontology annotation, molecular function: DNA binding; DNA-binding transcription factor activity, RNA polymerase II-specific. Gene Ontology annotation, biological process: regulation of transcription by RNA polymerase II. The record is from RefSeq and is a predicted model, not a curated record. Bases 19 to 7761 code for a protein of 2580 amino acids. Gene Ontology annotation, cellular component: nucleus. The transcript has 8 exons.